GACGCUGCGGCCCUUCGGCAGCCCCGGGGCCGGCUGCAUUAGCGAGGGCCGCUCCUACGACACGGACGCAGGCCCAGUGUUCGUCAAGGUCAAUCGCCGAGCGCAGGAAGGGGCUCUUUUUUCCUGGUUCUGAGCCCCAAUCUGGCUCCAGAGCCUUUAGAGUUCAGGACCAUAUUUGGACACAGGCCCGGCAGAUGUUCGAGGGGGAGAUGGCCAGCCUGGAGGCCCUCCGGAGUACUGGCCUGGUGCGGGCACCUCGGCCCAUCAAGAUUUUCGACGUGCCGGGAGGAGGCGCCGCCUUUGUGAUGGAGCAUCUGAAGAUGCGGAGUCUGAGCAGCCAGGCAGCGACCCUCGGCGCCCAGAUGGCUGAACUGCAUCUUUACAACCAGAAGCUGGGAAAAAGUUGGAAGGAGAAGGAGCACACAGUGGGCCACAGAGCAGAUGGUGAUCAGCCCCCCUAUGUGACCAAGUUUGGCUUCCACACGGUGACGUGCUGUGGCUUCAUCACACAGGUGAACGAAUGGCAGGACGACUGGGCCACCUUCUUUACGCGGCACCGGCUUCAGGCGCAGCUGGACCUCAUCGAGAAGGAUUAUGCCGAUCAGGAGCUGCGGGAACUCUGGGCCCGGCUCCAGGUGAAAAUUCCAGAUAUGUUUAGUGGCCUAGAAAUUGUCCCUGCCCUUCUUCAUGGGGAUCUCUGGUCAGGAAAUGUGGCCGAGGACGACGAAGGGCCCCUCAUUUAUGACCCGGCAUCCUUUUAUGGCCAUUCUGAGUUUGAAUUGGCAAUUGCUUUGAUGUUUGGAGGGUUCCCCCGGUCCUUCUUCACUGCUUACCACCAGAAGAUCCCUAAAACUCCAGGCUUUGACCAGCGGCUGCUACUGUAUCAACUUUUUAACUACCUGAACCAUUGGAACCACUUUGGGAGGGAGUACCGAAGCCCAUCCCUGACCACCAUGAGGCGGCUUCUGAAGUAGCAGCCAUUCUCUUCUCCUGCUUCACCCAGUUUCUCCAAAGGUAGUGAGGGCACCCGGGCCAUGUGACUUCAGGUACUAAUAAAGCCAGAGAGCCCUCAGGGUGUCCACUUCCAGCUUCCUUUCCCUUG
Molecule: messenger RNA, 1102 nt
Organism: Sorex fumeus (smoky shrew)
Lineage: Eukaryota; Metazoa; Chordata; Mammalia; Eulipotyphla; Soricidae
Gene: FN3K
Product: fructosamine 3 kinase
Exons: 6
Coding region: 195-974 (259 amino acids)
Biological process (GO): fructosamine metabolic process
Source: RefSeq, a predicted model, not a curated record